AUGUCGUCUUCUUCGGUCUAUUACAAGUUCAAGUCGCAAAGGGAGCCCUCGAGGGUCACCUUCGAUGGCACGUCCAUCUCCGUCUGGGAUCUGAAGAGGGAGAUCAUCCUGCAGAACAAGAUGGGAAAAGGAACAGACUUUGACUUGGGGAUCUACAAUCCGGAUACGAACGAAGAGUACCGAGAUGACAGCUUCUCCAUCUCUCGAUCCUCAACAGUAAUCGUUCGACGACUUCCGCCCUCAAAGCCAGGGCGGGGAAAUGCUCAAAAUUACAUUGCUGACCUGCAAGGCGACGCUGGCGAGUCAUCCUCCCGUGCCGGUGUACGAGGCGGGAGAGAUGAGCGGCAACAAGGACCCUCUUAUCGAGGACCCAUGAGCAUCCGCUUCGACGACAGAGGCAAGGACAGAGAGCCUUCUUCCAGCGCGACCCCUGCCCCUCAGCUCUCUAUGCCCAGCAGUCUGGCGAACGGGGACCAGGGCGAGGCUGAGAGUAUCGCAGCGAUGUUUCAGGCUACAACCGACCAAUGGGAUGCGACUCAAGAGAAGAUGUCUCACGCUACUUUUCGGUCUCGUGGCGGCGGGCCUUCCAGAGGAGGUGGACCACCGCGGACCUAUACGCCACGAGACUCAGCCCCUCACCAGGCAGCUCCAGAUCGUCCGCCUCCUCCGACAUACGUGUGCUACCGUUGCCACAUGAAGGGCCACUGGAUCUAUGACUGCCCUACCAACCAGGAUCCGGACUGGGACAACAAGCCUAGGCUGAAGAGAACGACCGGUAUUCCGAAGAGUAUGCUUAAGACUGUGGAGGCUCCUACAGACGAACAGAGGCAGGCGGGAGUGAUGAUUACUGCUGAUGGAACGUAUGUUGUGGCUCAAGUGGACAGCGCUACUUGGGAGAACACUCGCAACCAGAUCAAGCCCCUCUCUCGCUCAGACGUCUUCCAAUCCGUUCCUUCAGACUCAACGCUAGCCUGUCCCCUCUGUUCAAAGCUCCUUCGAUCUGCGGUACAAACGCCCUGCUGCUCUACCCGCUACUGUGAAGAAUGUAUCCAGAAUCAUCUCCUCGAGCACGACUUUUCAUGUCCCGAGUGCGAGAAGCGCAUUGGGGAUCUGACUACUUUGAAGAAGGACGAUGAGACUCGCAAGAAAGUGGAGAGUUACGUCGAAGAGGCGGUAGGGAAGAGUGAGGAGGAGGUCAAGGAGAGAGAGGAAAGCGAGGCAAAGGCCAAGGCUGAGAAGGAAGAGAGCGAAAGGAAGAUCAAGGAGGAAGAGGAAGAGGCGGCUACUACCACUGCUAACGGCCAGCCCACCGGAGAAGAGUCCGUUCAGAGCAAGGAAGGCGAAGCAGCUCAAGCCGGCGCCGUCUCUACGAAUGGUAACCCUCCAUCGACCAACCCGAACAUGCCCUCGAACGUACCUGUGGUGAUGUUCAAUCCUCAAUUGGUACAGCAGCUGGUGAUGACCCUAUCGAACCCGCGACUACCGCCACCAAUGAGGAUGAUGCUGCAGACGCAGCUGCAGGCCCAGCAGAUGGCUUUUAUACGGAUGCAGUCCAAUGGUGGAGCAGGAGGAGCUGCAGGUGGGGCAGGUGCCGGUAUGAAUGGCGGCAUGGGAGGUAUGCCCGGUGCAGGGGCAGGGGCAGGAUGGCAAGCUCAGCAAGGCUUCCGACCAGUGAACAUGCAGCAACAGCAGAUGAAUCCCAUGAUGGGGAUGAAUGGUAUGAGCGGAAUGGGUAACAUGCGUAUGGGCAUGAACAACCCGGCAGCUGCGAUGGGCAUGGGUAUGAAUAUGGGCAUGAUGAAUCGCCCUGGUAUGCCGCCUGGAGCGGGGGUGGCAGCCAAUGGAGGCGGAGGUCCGAUGGAUGGCGGAGCAUACAAUCGCGCUAGGAAGUGA
This is a messenger RNA of Microstroma glucosiphilum, 1893 nucleotides long. RefSeq names its product DWNN-domain-containing protein. The transcript has 3 exons. Bases 1 to 1893 code for a protein of 630 amino acids. Gene Ontology annotation, biological process: protein ubiquitination; ubiquitin-dependent protein catabolic process; mRNA processing. The record is from RefSeq and is a predicted model, not a curated record. NCBI's taxonomy places the organism in Eukaryota, Fungi, Basidiomycota, Exobasidiomycetes, Microstromatales, Microstromataceae. Gene Ontology annotation, cellular component: nucleus. Gene Ontology annotation, molecular function: ubiquitin protein ligase activity; nucleic acid binding; zinc ion binding.